GCUUUAUGUUCAUGUGGGGUGCUGAUAUUUUAUUUGGGUGUAUUAAAUGACAUAGACACUGUGUGCUUUGUGUGUGUGGGUUUCCUUUUUACUCAUAUAUAUAAUCACCAGCAGUAAAUAAGAGAGAGAGAGAGAGAGAUCAAUAGAGAGGCUCUGAGAAAGGAAACACCAUUUUUCAUAAGCCAGAGAGAGAAAUAGUUAACAGAGAGAAAGAAAAAAUCAAUUCAAUCAGAUUCUCACAAACAAUUCCUCAGAUUCAAUCGUUUGCCCAAUGGAAUUUUGAUAGAGAGCAAAGGGGAGGUAUGAGAGCGGGCCUGAACUCUAUCCAGCAGACGCUGACUCCGGAGGCGGCCGCCGUGCUCAACCAGUCCAUAGCGGAGGCGAGCCGCCGCAACCACGGCCAAACGACGCCGCUCCACGUGGCGGCGAUGCUGCUGGCGUCUCCGUCGGGGUUCCUGAGGCAAGCGUGCAUCCGGUCCCACCCCAACUCGAGCCACCCGCUCCAGUGCCGCGCGUUGGAGCUGUGCUUCAGCGUGGCCCUCGAACGGCUGCCGACGGCACAGAGCGCGGGGGACGCGGAGCCGCCGAUCUCCAACGCGCUCAUGGCGGCCCUGAAGAGGGCGCAGGCGCACCAGAGGCGGGGGUGCCCGGAGCAGCAGCAGCAGCCGCUCCUCGCCGUGAAGGUCGAGCUUGAGCAGCUGGUAAUUUCGAUACUCGACGAUCCCGGCGUGAGCCGCGUGAUGAGGGAGGCCAGCUUCUCCAGCCCCGCCGUGAAGGCCACAAUCGAGCAAUCCCUAAAUAGCUCCAGCUCUCGCGCAAGUCAACGUCAGCACCACGUCGCCGGCGGGAGCGCGAAUUUCGUGGCGGAUUUCGGUGGAAUUGCUUCUAGAAUGCUUCUAAAUCCUGGUCAAACGCCAACUCCGGUGGCUCGACCGAUGUCUCCUGCGGUCCCGUCGCUGGCCAAUCGGAGCUUGUUCCUGAAUCCGCGUCUGCAGCAGCAACAAACACCCACCGCCCAGAUUGAGAACCCUAGAGGCGAGGAAGUCAAAAAGGUGUUCGAUAUAAUGUCUAGGAGCAAAAUGAGAAACCCAGUUAUUGUGGGGGAUUCAGAGCCUGAGGCCGUGGCCAAGGAAUUGUUCAGAAGAAUAGAAAAUAAUGAACUCGGAAAUGAACUGAACUUACAGAAUCUUCACAUAAUAUCAAUAGAUAUGAGUCUUCUAUUGUCCGACAAGAAUCAAAUAGCCGCCAAGAUGGAUGAAUUUGGAAGGGCGAUUGAGAGUAAGAUUGGGAACGGAGGGGUGAUUCUUGAUCUGGGAGACUUGAGGUGGCUGGUGGAGCAGCCAGCGGCUGCAGGUUUCAGUUGGACCCAGCAGCAGCAAAAGGCACCAGUUGUGUCCGAAUCGGGCCGGGCUCUGGUGGUGGAGAUGUCAAAGCUACUGGCCAGAUUUGGUGGAGCUGAUGGUCUGAAUGAGGGCAAGAACAAGCUCUGGUUGAUUGGGACUGCAACUUGCGAGACAUAUUUGAGAUGCCAGGUUUAUCAUCCCACCAUGGAGAGUGACUGGGAUUUGCAGGCUGUGCCUAUUACAUCGGGAUUUCCUAUUCCGGGAAUGUUUCCGAGGGUUGGACCGGAGAGAACCAUGAGCAACCCCUUGGAAUCCCUGAAUCCGGCGAACCCUAUCCGAAGUCCGUCACCUACUUUAGCAACGCGUUUAACCGGAAAUUCAGAUCCUGCUACUACAAAACAACCUGUUCCAAGUUCCUUGCCUGGUUUGUUGAGGCUUAUACCUGAAAAUUUGGAUCGUGUUCAAGGGCAAACUGUUCCGAGUCCAUUACCUGGUUUAGCAAGGCUUAUUCCUGAAAAGUUAGAUCCUGCUCAAAGGCAACCUGUUCCGAGUUCAUUACCUGGUUUAGCAAGGCUUAUUCCUGAAAAAUUAGAUCCUGCUCAAAGGCAACCUGUUCCGAGUUCAUUACCUGGUUUAGCGAGGCUUAUUCCUGAAAAAUUAGAUCCUGCUCAAAGGCAACCUGCUCCGUGUCCAUUACCUGGUUUAGCGGCGCUUAUUCCUGGAAAUGUUGAUCCUGCUCAAAGGCAAUCUCUUCCGAGUUCGUUACCUGGUUUGGCGACACGUAUAUCUGAAAAUUCAAAUCCUGCUCAAAGACAUCCUACUCCGAGUCCCUUACCUGGUUUGGGGAGGCUUAUACCUGAAAAUUUGGAUCCUGCGCAACAACCCACCUUUUGCCCUCAGUGUUCAGUGAAUUACGAAAAAGAUCUAGCGAAAAUUGCAGCCAUGGAGAAGUCAUUAUCUCAAGCCAAACAGGAUACCCUUCAAUCUACCCUGCCAGCAUGGUUGCAAAAUGCCAAACUCAACAAUCCUGAUGCUAAAACCCCCAAUGAAUCACAAGGAAAGGACCAAAGUCUACUUUCCAAGCAGAAAACUCAAGAGCUGCAGAAAAAAUGGUGGGACACUUGCUUACAUAUCCAUCCCGAUUUCCAUCAAACUACCCAUCCCGAAAACCCUGUCCGGCCAGCCAUGCAGCCAUCUCUGGGAAGCAUCUACAAUCCAAACAUGGUCGCCCGUCCCCCUUUCCAGCCCACGAAGCCCAACCUUGCCAAACCUCUCGGGUCAGCCCUACAGCUGAAAACUAGCCCAGUCAAAAGCCCGGCAACAAGCCCCGUGCAGACGGACCUUGUCCUGGGCACCAAGGGCCCGGAGAAACCCGACGAGGAUCAUCCAGCCAAAGACCUGCUCAGCUGCAUCUCAUCCGAAUCCAUGACAACAAACAAACCGCUCGAGAAAUUCGCCGACGAGCUGGACUCCGGCACCUACAAGAAGCUCCUCAAGGGCCUGAUGGAGAACGCUUGGUGGCAGGCUGAAGCUGCCUCAGCCGUAGCCUCGGCCAUCACUCGCUGCCGCCUGCGCAACGACAAGCAGCGGGCAAACGGCAGAGGCGACACGUGGCUGCUGUUCGCGGGCCCCGAUCGUGUCGCCAAGCGCAAGAUGGCGUCCGUGCUUGCCGAGCAGAUCUGCGGGUCGGGCCCGGUCAUCAUUGGCCUCGGCCCGCAUCGCGAGGACGAGCCCGACACGGGCCUGCGAGGCGGCAAUGCCGUCGACCGCAUCGCCGAGGCCGUUCGCCGGAACCCCUUGUCGGUGAUCGUGCUCCGGGAUAUCGACGAGGCGGACGUGAUCGUGCGUGGGAACAUAAAACGGGCCAUCAAUCGAGGGAGGCUCACCGACUCGUAUGGCCGUGAGGUCGGACUCGGAAACGCUGUUUUCAUCGUCACGGGGGACUGGUCGACGGUUAGCGCCGAGGCCUUACGAGACGGGCAGUUUGUGGACGAGCAGAAGCUGAAUUCAACAGCUGGCGGGAGCUGGCAGCUGGGGCUGAUAGUUCGGGAGAAGACCGCCAAGCGGAGGGCCAACUGGUCCAACGACGGGGGCCCGAGGACUCGGCCGAGGACUGAAAUGGGUGGGCUCUCGGUUGAUUUGAAUCUCUCGGCUGCGGCUUACGAGGAAAAAUCCGUGGAGUUGAGCGAGGUGUCGGCGGUGGACGGAGGGGACGAUGAGGAGCCCACGGACGGGGGUUUCUCGAUUGUGUCGCUGCCGCAUGACCUGGCGAGCUGUGUGGACGACUCGAUCGUGUUCAGGCCGGUCGAGGCGGCGUUCGUGCGGCGUGAGAUCAAGAAAAUGAUAGCGGUGAAGUUCUCGAUGGACGUGGAUGAAAACCUGGCGAUCGAGAUAGGGGAUGAUGUGCUGGACAAAAUACUUGGAGGAUUGUGGCAUGACACGACGAGCCUGGAGAAGUGGGUGCAGGGAGUGGUGGGCCCGAGUUUCGAAGAGCUUAAGCCACGUCUGCCGGCAGGGGAUAGGAGCAACUCAGUGGUUCGGCUGGUGGUCGAGUCGGACUCAUGCGAUCGGGGGAAGAGUAAAGGGGAUGUGGUGGAGUGGCUGCCGAAUAGCAUCUUGGUGUAGGGAUCCGGGAGGGAGUUAUUGAAAUUUCGGAGUUUUGUUGGGGCGAUUUUGUAAAUAGUGGAA
Messenger RNA from Striga asiatica, 4031 nucleotides. The record is from the annotation of a GenBank genome assembly. NCBI's taxonomy places the organism in Eukaryota, Viridiplantae, Streptophyta, Magnoliopsida, Lamiales, Orobanchaceae.